UUGUCCUCUCAAACUUCUAAUAACCUUUUUCGAUUUAUUUAUUUUUUGUUAGUUGCAAUUUUUAUUUUUAAUUUUUUUUUCUUUAAAAGGGCUCGGCAUGGUUCCUGUAUUUUUUGGACAUUCGGUUCCAUUAUUAGGAUUCUUAAAUUAGGCUAAAAAAUUACAUUUUUUGUCUGCUUAUUUUUAAAAUAAAAUUUUAUUUAUAUUUUAAUCCGUGAAAACGAAAAUUAAAAUUUACCGAAAUCUUUUAAAUAAUUAUUUAAUUUUAUUACAUAUUAUUAUUUCUUAAUCGCCUCUUUAGUUGCUUUGCACUACGAACGAAAAGAUUAUUUUUAUUGGUGUGAAAAUUGAAUAAAAUAUUUUCUUUUUAAAUUUAUUUUUGUUUAUACUUAAAAAAAUUUGUAUUUUAAUUUUAUAUUUAAAUAUUUAAUUUAAUUUUUUAAAAUUAUUUUUUUGAAAAUGUCCAUUUUUAAUCAAAACUUUCGAAUUAUAUUUCAUUCAAAAUAUCAGAGAAGAUUAUUUUGUCCAAUUUCAACAUUAAAUAAAAUAAAUUUAAAUUUAUUUUCAACAUCUACAGAAAUUAAAUCAGAAGAAAAUUCAGCCAAUGUUUCCACUCAAACUGAUGGAAAAGGUCUUAGAGUAGCGAUUAUUGGAUGUUCAAAUGUUGGAAAGUCUGCCUUAACGAAUGCUCUUAUUCGCUCCCCUAUUUGUGCUGUUAGUAAAUUGGUUGAUACAACUAGAGCGAAUACAACAGCAGCACUAACUGAAAAUCAAUGUCAAUUAAUUAUUGUUGAUAGUCCUGGUUUGGUCAGUUUAAGUCAUGCAAAAGAAGUAAUUGGCACCCAUUCAGACGAUCGAAUUUUAACACAUCCAGAAAAGGCAAUUGAAAGAGCUGAACAAAUAAUUGUUGUUCAUGAUGCAACAGCUAAAGGUCAAUAUUUACAACACAGAAUUCUUUACAUUCUUCAACGUUAUAUGCACAUCCCUGCUUGUCUAGUUAUUAAUAAAAUUGAUUUAAUUGAAAGCCGUGCUGAUUUACUUAAAUUGACUGAAAUUUUAACUGAUGGAACUGUUGGGGGAGAAAAACUUGAGAAAAAACCUAUUAGUCUAGGCAUUGUUGGUUCAAUAAUUUCAAAAGCCAAAAAAUCUAAAGGAUCUGACAAUAAUGAUUCUCUCAGUCUUCAUCCACUAACAACAAAAGAACGUGAUUCUAAUUGGUAUUCUCUCUACAAUAAAUUACUACAUAAACCUUUACAUAAAGCUAGUUGGUCAGAUACAAAAAAAUUAUUUAAAGAACAAAAUGGCUGGCCACAUUUUAAGGCAGUUUUCUUUACUAGUGCUCAAACAAAUGAAGGAAUAGAUAUAUUAAGAGAAUAUUUGAGAGAAAAUUCUGUUGAUAAACAAUGGAGUUUUGCCCCACAAACUGUUAGCAAAAAGAAUUCUCGUUUACUUUGUGCUGAAUAUGUCCGUUCUGCUUUAUUAAAUAAUUGCCCUCCUCAUGUAGCUUAUAAACUUCGAGUAUCAAUUACUGAGUGGGAAUUUGAUGAAGACCUUCCUGUAAAUGAACAAAUGCUUAAAGUUGCUGCAAAUAUUUUCUGUGAAAAUGAACGUGAAGCUCGACAAGUUUGGUAUCGAAUGGAGGAAAUUGAGAAUGCAGUUCUUCAACAAUUACAACAAGUAUUUUGUCAGAAUGUCAUUUUCCGCUUAUUUAUUAGAGUUAAAGACCGUUCAGGUAUUUAUCAACCUGAUGAAAAAGCGGAGGAAAAAAAGAAAAUAAUGAAAACUGAAGAGAGAAGAAAAUAA
Molecule: messenger RNA, 1803 nt
Organism: Meloidogyne enterolobii
Lineage: Eukaryota; Metazoa; Nematoda; Chromadorea; Rhabditida; Meloidogynidae
Source: the annotation of a GenBank genome assembly